Molecule: messenger RNA, 4548 nt
Organism: Mytilus trossulus (common blue mussel)
Lineage: Eukaryota; Metazoa; Mollusca; Bivalvia; Mytilida; Mytilidae
Product: G-protein coupled receptor-associated protein LMBRD2-like
Exons: 13
Coding region: 125-2266 (713 amino acids)
Cellular component (GO): membrane
Source: RefSeq, a predicted model, not a curated record
UAUAAAUCGAUUGGUGACGUCAGAUGAUGCUGACAGCAAAUAAGUUAACCAGUUUCUUCAAUUUUACUCGAAAAUGCAUUAACGCCGAUUUUUUAAAUUACGUUGAAGUUUUUAUAAUGAUAGAAUGAGUGCAGGUCCCCUUGUUGUUGAGAUUAUAUGUACGUGUUGUUUAGCUGCAUUUUUAUUACAUCGCUAUGGUGACCUGAGGAAGAAUCAUGCAUUGACAACAUUAGCUACUUUUGUGGCAUGGUACUUCUCCUUUCUGAUAGUGUUUGUUUUACCAUUAGACGUUUCUUCAACAUUUUACAGACAAUGCCUUCAAGACAACCAGUCUCCUGCAGUAACAACUCCAGACCCAUCUAAUACCACUAGUACCACAAAUGUGACUACAACACCAGGACCAACACCUUCACAGAAAUAUAGUGCAGAAUCUUCUCAAUGUCAAAAACCUCUCAGUCAUGUACCAGAUAAUGUUUUACCUGCACUUUGGCAUGUUGUAUAUUGGUCAUCUCAAUUCCUUACUUGGCUUCUAUUACCACUGAUGCAGUCCUAUUCCACAGCUGGAGAUUUCAGUGUAGCAGGAAAGAUAAAAACAGCUUUGAUAGAAAAUGCCAUAUACUAUGGAACGUAUCUAUUAAUAUUUGGUAUUUGUUUGAUUUAUGUAGCAGCAAGACCAGAUCUUCAUAUUGAUGCAGAGAAGUUAAAAGUGAUUGGAAUAACAGCUAGUAAUACCUGGGGUUUGUUCUUACUUGUCCUGUUACUUGGUUAUGGAUUAGUAGAAGUCCCUCGCACUGUUUGGAAUAGCAGUAAACAUGGACAUAUGUUGGGAAGAACACAGUUUAAAAUUUCUAAACUCAGCACAGAAAAAACAGAAGCAGAAGAAAAUCUUGAAGAUGUACUUGAGGAGAUAAAGCAAGUGUCUGACAAAGUAUGUUACAAUAAUCCAUUGAGACAACAUGUGGAUACAGUCUUAUCUAAGUGUCCUGAAUCGUUGAGAAAGUCUGUUAAACCCAAUGUAGAUGAUUAUGAAGACUACAAUGCUGCUCAAGAUGUCAUUAGUGAAAAAGCUCUUGUGAAACUACACAAACGUGUAAUACAGGCUAGCCAGACACACAGACGUACUCAGAUUCAAUGGAAUAAUUUAAUGGAGAAGGCAUUCAAUUUAGAGGAUGAGGAAAUGAAUAGAAAUAGUCCAGAGAGAAGGUUCAAAAGGUCAUUUAUGGUGGAGAAGGGGUGGUGGCGUAGUAUUUAUACACCAACCGUUGAAUGGUAUUGGAAAUGUUGGGCACGACCAUGGACAUUUAGAGUGGUUACUGUUAUUUUAGCAAUUUUCUCUUUCAUGGUCGUAUGGUCAGAAUGCUUAUUCUUCAUAAAAUCUCCAGUCCUAUCAUUAUUUGCUGUGUUCCUUAAUGUAGCCAAGCACAACUAUGACUAUGUAUACAUUGAGCUGGCUUCAAUUAUUACAAUAGCCUAUUUGUGUUUCUGUGCCUACUACAGUGUGUUCCAGAUCAAGAUACUUAACUUUUACUACAUUGCACCCCACCACCAGACAGAUGAGUACAGUUUAGUAUUCACUGGAAUGAUGCUUUGUAGACUUACUCCACCACUUUGUUUGAACUUUCUUGGACUAAUUCAUCUGGAUAGUCAUAUAACAUAUGAUGAACGCUUGCAAGAAACCUCAUACACUCAGAUAAUGGGACACAUGGAUGUGAUAUCUAUUGUAUCUGAUGGGUUUAACAUUUAUUUCCCUAUCAUGAUAGUACUGCUGUGUAUAUGUACUUACUUCAGUCUAGGGAGUAGGAUUCUACAUUUCCUGGGAUUCCAACAGUUUAUAGGAGAUGAUGAUAUGACACAGGAGUUUAUAGAUGAGGGAAAGAGCAUAAUUAGUAGGGAAAAAAGAAAAUUAGAGAGAAAGGCAAAUAGUGACGAAAGAAAAAAAGAAUGGAGUGAAAAGUUUGGUGUUGACUGGUCAAGUAGUUCUAGAAAUGCAACAGCCAGGAAAGAGGUAGAAACUGCUGGAGACUUCCAAAUGAAUAGAGCCAAACAGUCUGUAGCUAGAAGUCCAGAUGAGAAUGAUAAAACUGGACUUCUACGUGAAGCCGAACCUUUGGACUAUACAGCUGAGCUAGAGGUAGAGGACUUUAAUACAAACAGAAUAUCACAAGGGUACCAGUCUAGUAGACCAGGGAGCACAUCCAGUAGAUACGGAUCAUCUAGUGGAUCAUCUAGACCUCGGCCACCAAAAGGAAUAUUUGAUGAUAUUUAAAUACCAUGUCAGUUUAAUGUUUAAAUGAAAUAUCUCUAUGGUUGUGUACAAAAGAGUGUAGUUAAAGAAUGCAAUGAAAAAUAGAUUUAAAAAUAAUAUAUGCACUUAUGUUUAUAUUCUAUUAGGAUUAGUAUUUAUCUAGUACUUAGCUAAUACAUUUUAUUUACAUUAUUCUCAUUUUGCAGAAAAACUCUUUAUUAUGCAUUGAUUUCUGACAUCAUUCAAUUAUUUUUGUCUGCUUAAAAUGACAUGAAAAUUGUGCUUACUUGACAUUUUUCAAGCAUCUGCUAGAGUAUGUACAUUUUCAACCAAAUACAAACAUCCAGAGAUUUAUCAUCAUCACAUAUUUCCAAGUCGUGAUAUGGAAAUUUAUACAUUCUGUCCUUUUACUACACACUGAUAUUGAUUUUUUGCCCAACAAACGUACCAAUGAAGUACCAUAACCGUGUAAAAACCAAAUACUUUAAUAGAUUGAUCAUGAUUGGAAUAAAGGAUAUUGAAAAAUCCCUUAUUAUAAAUUUGAUAUCACAUUUAUAAAAGAUGUCAUGAUGGUUAAACCACACAAAUAAAUGCUCAGAAAAAUAUGUAAAAUUCCAUAAGAUCAUGUAUAAUAAUAUUUAACUGAAAAGCAGAUAUUCGAUAAAUAAAGGUAUCAUGGACAUUGCUGUUCUUGAUAUUAAAAAUUAAGAGUCACUGCAAAGUAAUGAAACAUAAAUUUUAUAGUAAUGGCAUAUUAUUAUUAAUCCUUAUCAUCCAUAGAUUACUACAACUUUUAAAAUCGAAUGUUACUAAUUUGAAUUGUCAGGGUGUUUUAAAAUUUGAAAUAUUUGAAUGCUAUUUUCAAAGACAUAACCAAAUUAUUAAAAUUGGUUUCAAUCUUUAUUACUGAUAAAUUAUAGCUUGUGAUCUGACAUUUUAUAGUUUGACAUUAUUAGAAACUACCACAAGUUCUUUAAAUGUUAGAUAUUAAAAGUGAUGAUGGAGUUUCUAAUUUCUAAAAUGAUAUUAAUAUGUUGUUAUAUUUUAUCACUAAUUUAUAGACUCAUUAUGACUUUAUUGAAAAUUUGUUAUUAAUGCAAAGGGGGAUUUUUGUUUAUUAUACUAGUCAAUAUAUUAUUUGUAUUAAAGAUAGUUAUAUACAGAAACCUGUUUGGACUGAUUUGCCUGGUAUAGGAAGUUGUUCUGAUUACAUAGGCUAACAAACAUCCUGAAAUAACAAAAUAAUCUUCAAUUGAUUUUUUAUUACCAGGAUUCAGUUUAAACAGGUUCAACCGUAAAGGCAGGUGCCUGUUAUAAUAAUCUCAUGAAGAUAACAAUGAAGUGUAGGGAUUUUCUGUUUAAUAUGAAAAAAAUAUCUUGUGAAUAUAAUUGAUUUAUACAUAUUUAGUAAAUCAAUCAACAAUAUUGUCCCUUCAGAUUAACAGUGGUAAUUAUAUCUUUUAUUCCAUAAUUAUUUUGUUUAUAGAAUUAGAAUUAUUAUAGUUAGAUGUAUUUCUCAAAGUCUAAUUUCAUAAAUUUACCAAAUUCCUUUUUUUCCCAAACGGAUCAAUAUUUUUAAAUACUAGCUUUAAUGACUGUUGGCAGUAGAAAACAACAAGUUAGCUGUAACAGACCACUUACAAGUUCUCAGUAUGUAUGAGUCACACCUGUUGACCCAUGGUCAGUUUGUGUAAAUGAAGACAUUGUCUUCUACCUUUUUUUUUUUUAGAAAAGUUUGAUUAUGAGUAACUACUACAAUGAAUUCAAUUAUAAUUUCAAAUAGAACACAGAGAAUCUUUAAUGUGAUAGAACCUAGAAUUUAUUAUAUGCACUUUACAUAAUGUAUUUACACAAUUAGAUCUUUAUCAUUAUUUCUAGAAACUGCAUAACCAUGUUUGUUAUAAAGUAAGCAUUUUUGUAUGAAAGUUUAUAAUUGCACUAUUUUGUGAGUAUGAAUUGUAAAAUGCAUUUUAUUUGAAGAGAUGGUAGACCUGAGACUAUGUAAAUUGUUAUAUCAUGUUUAAAUUGUCUUAUCUUGUUUAAAAUGAAAAACAUAUAUACCGGUAGGUUUUAAUUUCAAAGUUGCACAAAUAUGUUAUCCUUUGAUCUUUUAUCCUAAGAUUUUGUUGAACUGUUAUUUGAAUAUAGAAUCUGGAAGUUGAGGCAUAAUAGUAAACUGUUAUUUAGAUUUUUUAAAUGAUCACUGUUAUUGCAAAGAUAGUUACAUGAAAGACAUUUCUUUAUGGUACAAAUGUAUAACAUGUACUUUUGUGUUUAAACACUAGCACUUAAAGGUAGAGCUU